AUGAGACAAAAGAGAGCUAAAUCUUACAAGAAACAAAUGAAUGUGUAUCAUUACACAUUUAAAUUUCGAGAACCUUAUCAAAUCAUCGUUGAUGACGAAAUAGUCAACACUUGUCAAAAAUCCUCUUUCGAUAUCGGUAAAGGUUUAACUCGAACAAUCCAAGCCGAGAACAAACCAAUGAUUACCCAAUGUUGUAUACAAGCCUUGUAUAAUGGCAAAAACCAAGAUGCUAUAAACUUAGCCAAGACAUUUGAGCGAAGGAAGUGUAAUCAUCGUGAAGCUAUUGCACCACGCGAAUGCAUUAGUAGUAUAGUUGAUAUAAAUGGUGAGAACAAGCAUCGAUAUGUCGUUGCUACGCAGGAUUUAGAGUUGCGGAGGAAGUUGAGACAGGUUCCUGGUGUUCCAUUGGUUUAUAUGAAUCGAUCAGUGAUGGUUAUGGAGCCAUUAAGUAAUGCUAGUGCAAAGUAUAGUGAACAAUGGGAAUCCAAAAAGUUGACGGGAGGAUUAAAUGAUUUACAAGCGGGGAAAAUAGUUCAUGAAGAUGAAGAAGAUAUUGAGGAGGAGAAUACAGGGAAUGAACCGGCCAAGAAGAAAAGGAAAGGACCUAAGGGGCCUAAUCCGUUGAGUGUAAAGAAGAAGAAGAAAGCAGAAACUACUGAAAAGGAAGAUGGAGAGACGAAACACAAGAGGAGGAGAAAGCAUAAGAAGUCGGGAGAAAGACAGGAGAGCCACGGAAGUGAAGAUGAAAAAGGAGAAGCAAGAGGUGGAGCUGAAGACACGGAAAUGACUGCCGAAGAAACGGCAGGCCAAGCGACAGAACAAAACCAGUAG
Messenger RNA from Lodderomyces margitis, 831 nucleotides. Its product is annotated as rRNA-binding ribosome biosynthesis protein. The transcript has a single exon. The record is from RefSeq and is a predicted model, not a curated record. Gene Ontology annotation, cellular component: nucleolus; small-subunit processome. The coding region runs from base 1 to 831 and encodes 276 amino acids. NCBI's taxonomy places the organism in Eukaryota, Fungi, Ascomycota, Pichiomycetes, Serinales, Debaryomycetaceae. Gene Ontology annotation, molecular function: small ribosomal subunit rRNA binding.